CCCUCGAGUUCUUCCAUCUAUGUAUGCCGUGGUUACCCUGCGGUAGUACUAACAGGCAAAAGAUAUCAUCUCGCUAACCUCGUGUUUUCCUCCUCGUGCGAAUUACGAGAAAGGGAAGUUUUAAUUGUGAGAAUUCGAAUCGAGCCAGGUCGAGUCGAGAUAGUUCGGCAUUCGUUUUAACGGCCAAUUGUAAAGGCGAAGGUGGGAAAGAUGACGGGAAUCGAGGGAAAACGUGAAAUUCGCCAGGCGGCUUACAAGGAUAAAAGCAAGCCAACGGAUAUUCGUUUUAGCAACAUUAAUGCAGCUAAAGCUGUCAGUUAUGCCAUCAGGACAAGCUUGGGACCCAGGGGAAUGGAUAAAAUGAUUCAAUCUGGCAAUGGUGCAGUUACUAUUACAAACGAUGGAGCCACUAUUUUAAAAGAAAUGAAUGUCAUUCAUCCUGCUGCAAAAAUGUUGGUAGAAUUAUCGAGGGCGCAAGAUGUCGAAGCCGGAGAUGGUACUACUAGUGUCGUUGUGAUUGCCGGAGCUCUUUUAGAAGCGGCUGAACGUUUACUUCAAAAAGAUAUUCAUCCUACUUUAAUUAGCGAUGCUUUUCAAAAGGCAUCUGGAGCAGCCGUAGAUAUUUUGACAAAUAUGGCAGAAACCAUUUCAGUUAGCGAUGACACUUCUAUAAUUAAAGUAGCUGCUACAUCUUUAAAUUCUAAAGUCGUCUCACAGUACUCCAGUCUUUUGGCACCGAUUGCUGUUAAUGCUGUUUUGAAAGUGGUCGAGCCCGUCAAAGAACAAAUCGUAGACUUAAAGGACAUCAAAAUUAUUCAAAAAUUGGGUGGUACCGUCGAGGAUACAAAACUUAUCGACGGUUUAGUUUUUCCACAAAAAUCAUGCAAUGUCAAUGGUCCUAAGCGCAUUGAGAAAGCAAAAAUUGGUCUGAUUCAAUUUUGCAUCUCACCUCCAAAAACUGAUAUGGACCACAAUGUUAUUGUCUCUGAUUACUCAGCGAUGGACAGAGUACUCAAAGAAGAAAGGGCUUACAUUCUUAAUAUUAUUAAACAAAUCAAAAAAGCUGGCUGCAAUGUUCUACUCGUACAGAAAUCUAUUCUCCGAGAUGCCCUUAGCGAUUUAGCAAUUCAUUUCCUCGAUAAGAUCAAGUGCAUGGUUAUUAAAGAUAUCGAAAGAGAGGAUAUUCCGUUCAUUUGUAAGACAUUGGGUUGUCGACCAAUUGCUUCAGUCGAUCAUUUUGUUGCUGAAAAUCUCGUCAGUGCCGAGCUUUGCGAAGAAACUCAAAUUGGCAACUCUAAAUUUGUUAUGAUUACAGGAGCGCAAAAUCAAGGUAAAACAGUGACAAUUAUUGUCCGUGGCAGUAACAAGCUCGUCCUUGAAGAGGCUGAAAGAUCUCUGCAUGAUGCGCUGUGCGUAAGUCGUUGUUUGGUCAGAGAUAAUCAUGUUCUCCCUGGUGGUGGAGCGCCGGAAAUUCGAUUAUCCAUAGAACUCGAAGCCAUGUCAAGGAUAAUGACUGGAGUUUAUUCUUAUUGCUUUAAAGCUUAUGCUAAUGCUCUCGAGGUUAUCCCAUUAACGCUUGCGGAGAAUGCGGGUUUAAAUCCAAUUUCGACUAUUACAAAACUGAGAAAGUUCCAUACAGGCACUAUAAAGGAUAUGGGUAUAAACGUGCGCAAGGGUUCGAUUACGCAAAUGUUUGAAGAAAAUGUGAUGCAACCGUUACUUGUUUCAGUAAGUGCUAUAAAUCUUGCAACCGAGACAGUCUGCAGCAUUUUGAAGAUCGACGACAUUAUCAGUACAAGACAGUAAAUUUUAAUAUUAACGUUGUUUAAACGACACCAAGGUCUUUAAGAUUGAUUGGUAUGCCUUUAACUCUGAGACAUAAAUUGCAUAAUAGAAUUGCCUGUGAAGCUCAUAUGAAUAAAAUAUCGUAAAAAGUUAAAAUUACUAAAUAUUUAUAAAAUAUAUUGCAUAUAGUUUAGAAAAUCUAAUUAACGUUAGCCAGGAUUUUCAUGUAAUAUAUAAGCUUGGUAAUUUUAACUUAAAGUACACAUGUGACCGCAUUUCUCAUAU
Ceratosolen solmsi marchali is the source of this 2070-nucleotide messenger RNA. It is a transcript of the gene CCT4, whose product is annotated as chaperonin containing TCP1 subunit 4. The record is from RefSeq and is a predicted model, not a curated record. Lineage: Eukaryota; Metazoa; Arthropoda; Insecta; Hymenoptera; Agaonidae. Gene Ontology annotation, biological process: protein folding. The transcript has 9 exons. The coding region runs from base 211 to 1806 and encodes 531 amino acids. Gene Ontology annotation, molecular function: ATP hydrolysis activity; ATP binding; ATP-dependent protein folding chaperone.